AAUUUAAUAUGAAUAUAACACUUGAUACGCAUAAUUAAACGAUCAGUAUAAAUUAGACAGAAUAAAUAAUUCAAAGAAUCGAAUGUGAUUAGAAUCGGCAUAUAGAAAGUACAUCUCUAAAAUACAUAUUUCAUGAAUUAUGACAUGUUCUAUGACAUUUUAUAUAAACUGUACAUAUUUUGAAAGUGUCAAUUAGUGUCAAUUCAAAUUGAAUAGUUUGAUUCUCUGCAACGGUUUGGAAUUAAGCAAAUACUCGGCACGUUAAAUAAUCUCAUCGAAAAAACUGGAGCAUAUCAGAGCAUACAGUAUGGAAUGUGUUCCAUAUUAUUAAUCACUUACAAUAAAAGUGAAACGUUUGACACGUAUAGUGUUGUAUUAAGCAUUUGUUGAAAAAGUUCAUGUCUCUUGAACAAUUUGUUUAUUAAGCAACAAAUCACAAUGGCAUCGUGUAGAAGCACGAGAGAAGUUUUACUAUCGCUUAUAGAUGAUAUUGAGUUAAUAGCAAAAGAAAUGAUAGAGAACACAAUUGCUCAAAAGCCUCAAAAGCUUUCAAGUACAGAGCAUGCUCAGUUAACCGAAUUAUUGGUAGCCAAGGAUAAUGAAUUAAAGACCACAUUGAAACGAGCUGCAGAACAAGCCAAAAUCAAUUUGAAGAUGGAGGGUUUGAAAGCUGAGGUAGAGAGACAAGACCAGGACAUUCAGCAAUUACAGCGACAGUUGAAGGAAGCAGAACAGAUUUUAGCUACUGCAAUUUAUCAAGCAAAGCAAAAAUUACAGUCUAUUGCACGUGCCAACAAGAGGCCGGUUCCUUCAGAAGAACUUAUUAAAUAUGCACAUAGAAUAAGUGCAACCAAUGCAAUUUGUGCACCAUUAACAUGGCAGCAAGGUGAUCCUAGAAGACCUUAUCCCACGGAUAUUGAAAUGAGAUUAGGUUAUCUAGGACGAUUAAGUGAUAUGCCUUUAAAUGGUCAGUUGCUUGGAUCACAUCCUGUGCCAUCUGAUUUGCAUAGAGCAGGACAUCCUGCGGGAGAACCACCUGUUUCGCAAUCGAAUCAGUUUGCUUGGCACCCAUCAGGAGAUAUUCAUAUGUCUGUUAGUGGACAAGGUAGUGUUGCUGUAAAUACACAUAAGCAAGAAACUGAGGAUGUGGAAGUUAUGUCUACAGAUUCCUCAAGCAGUUCAUCUAGCGAUUCUCAAUUACAAAAAGAAGCACAAACCAAUAGUGGAGGUAACUGUUGAAUAAGUCGACAAACAUGGACAUAGUUUCUUAGAUACCAAGC
Molecule: messenger RNA, 1280 nt
Organism: Linepithema humile (Argentine ant)
Lineage: Eukaryota; Metazoa; Arthropoda; Insecta; Hymenoptera; Formicidae
Gene: MED4
Product: mediator complex subunit 4
Biological process (GO): regulation of transcription by RNA polymerase II
Cellular component (GO): mediator complex; core mediator complex
Molecular function (GO): transcription coregulator activity
Source: RefSeq, a predicted model, not a curated record